Molecule: messenger RNA, 1488 nt
Organism: Indicator indicator
Lineage: Eukaryota; Metazoa; Chordata; Aves; Piciformes; Indicatoridae
Gene: ST3GAL3
Product: ST3 beta-galactoside alpha-2,3-sialyltransferase 3
Exons: 12
Coding region: 46-1170 (374 amino acids)
Molecular function (GO): sialyltransferase activity
Source: RefSeq, a predicted model, not a curated record
ACCUGAUAACAGCAGGACGUGUAGAGGAGCAGAUUUAAUGUGAAGAUGGGACUGUUGGUGUUUAUGCGUAACCUGCUGCUAGCACUCUGCCUCUUUCUGGUACUGGGAUUUCUGUACUAUUCUGCUUGGAAGUUGCACCUUCUCAGAUGGGAGGACUCAAAUUCAGUGGUUCUUUCCUUUGACUCCGUUGGACAUACAAUAGGCUCAGAAUAUGACAAACUGGGCUUUCUCCUGAACCUGGACUCAAAAUUGCCUCCAGAACUGGCCUCAAAGUAUGCAAAUUUCUCUGAGGGAGUGUGCAAGCCUGGUUAUGCAUCAGCGCUCAUGACUGUCAUCUUCCCUAAGUUCUCGAAGCCGGCACCAAUGUUCUUGGAUGAUUCCUUCAGGAAAUGGGCACGUAUCAGGGACUUUGUACCCCCCUUUGGAAUUAAAGGACAAGAUAAUCUGAUCAAAGCCAUCCUGUCAGCAACCAAAGAUUACCGUCUAACUCCAGCUCUUGACAGUCUCAGCUGCCGGCGAUGUAUUAUUGUGGGAAAUGGUGGAGUACUUGCAAAUAAGUCAUUGGGGUUAAAAAUUGAUGACUAUGAUGUUGUUGUCAGGCUGAACUCAGCUCCAGUGAAGGGCUUUGAAAAAGAUGUGGGUGGCAAGACAACUCUCCGGAUCACAUAUCCUGAAGGUGCAAUCCAGAAAAUGGAGCAGUACGAGAAGGAUUCCCUGUUUGUCCUGGCGGGAUUCAAAUGGCAGGAUUUCAAGUGGCUGAAAUACAUUGUUUACAAGGAGAAAGUGAGUGCCUCUGAUGGCUUUUGGAAGUCAGUGGCAACCCGUGUCCCAAGAGAACCUCAUGAGAUACGUAUCCUGAAUCCCUACUUCAUCCAGGAGGCAGCUUUCAGCUUCAUUGGGCUGCCUUUCAACAACGGCCUGAUGGGCAGAGGGAACAUCCCCACCUUGGGAAGUGUAGCAAUAACCAUGGCGCUCCACAACUGUGAUGAGGUGGCGGUAGCAGGGUUUGGCUAUGACAUGAGUUCACCCAAUGCACCACUGCACUACUAUGAGAACAUCAAGAUGUCUGCCAUCAAAGAGUCCUGGACGCACAACAUCCAGCGGGAGAAGGAGUUCCUGCGGAAGCUGGUGAAAGCUCGAGUCAUCACUGACCUAACCAGUGGGAUUUGAGUGGCUGCAGCCACUGCCUCCAAGGGAGGAGAUGAAGACAUACACUGCAGCUCUGGGAGCAGGCACUGGCAGCCCCCUGCAAGAAUUCCACCUCACUGAAGACAUACAGAGAUGCCCAGGUGCUCUGGGAAGACCCUCUCACAUUGCCAGUCUGUGCAAGGGUUGCAGGGUCUGCUGCCUUCAGUCCUGGAACUGGCAGGAGGUGGACAAGGGGCUGAAUGGUCAGUUCUUGAACUCUGCAUCACAGAUGGAUCUUUUGUGUCCUGAAAUAAGCAGGAAAGACUCAGGAGAGAGAAGAAAAGUUUGUGAAUAAAACAA